AUGAGCAAGAUGAAGAUAACACCAAUGAAGAGAAUGAAUUUGCAUCAACCUCUAAUAAGAGGUCAAGCUUCAGAAAGCCAUGAUGGUGAACCAAGUAGAUCUAGAAGUCGUGAUAGAGGCUGUAAUGAUGAACUAACUAGAGGUCAUGGUAGCGGUCAUGGUAGAGGCGUGGUGAUGAACCAAGUAAAGGUUGUAGUAGCAGUCACAGUAGAGGCUCGUUGUAUUUCUAUCGCUAUCAUCAUAUUAUAUAUUUUUAAUGGUAAUAUGCAAAAUAAGGAGACGGAGUCUCCUGCACGAACGAAAGGCAAUUACCUAUUAAAAGAGCUAACCUCCACGAUAUUAGAG
Funneliformis geosporum is the source of this 345-nucleotide messenger RNA. The record is from the annotation of a GenBank genome assembly. Lineage: Eukaryota; Fungi; Glomeromycota; Glomeromycetes; Glomerales; Glomeraceae.